CCUUUCGAAAAAGCCAUCAUUUCCACCAGCUGCCUCCUGACGGGCGACGGCCUUUGCGAUAAAGAUCCCAUACUUUUACAUUAAUUUCUUCCAUCUGAGAUGAUUCAAGUAUGAGUGGAGUCGCUGCAAGACCACAGAACGUUUGCUUUUUCUUCUCCUGGAAUUACAAUUGAUUUCAAUCAAUGGUCGGGUUUUUUCUUUUCGCACUGCAUCCUAUAUUAGAUCCAACUUGUGCCAAAAUUCUGUCAGGAAUGUUUUGUAGCGAAGCACAAGUAGGUGCGUGAGGAUGUGUGCUUAUGCAUCAUAUCCAAUUGGGAGUAAGAAAUCGCUUGGUGUAGGUUCUUAAUCUAUCCGUUUAUGGCGGACUAUCACUUUGUAUACAAGGAUGUUGAAGGAGCGAGUACACAGUGGGACGAUAUACAGAGAAAACUAGGUAACCUACCUCCCAAACCUGCUCCUUUCAAGCCUCCCGCCUUCACUCCGUCUCAAGACGAAGAUUCGAAAUCCAAAGACAAGACAUGGAUUGAUGAGAAAACUGAAGAGGAGCUUGAAGAGCUUGAAGACGAUCCUGAUCUUGACGAUGACCGAUUCCUUGAAGAGUACAGGAAGAAGCGGUUGGCAGAGAUGAGAGAGGCAGGCAGGAUUUCAAAAUUUGGAUCGGUGAUUCCAAUAUCAGGAGCAGAUUUUGUUCGGGAGGUGUCACAGGCUUCUCCAGAUGUUUGGGUUGUGGUGUUUCUGUACAAGGAAGGAAUUCCAGAAUGUGGGCUACUUUUACGUUGCCUGGAAGAGUUGGCUUCAAGAUAUCCAGCAACCAAAUUUGUCAAAAUAAUAUCUACAGACUGUAUUCCAAACUACCCGGAUCGUAAUCUUCCUACCCUAUUGGUGUAUAAUAACAGUGCUGUGAAGGGAACAUAUGUUGGUUUGCAUCAUUUUGGUCGAAGAUGCACACCUGAAGGCGUCGCACUGGCUCUAUGUCAAUCAGAUCCUGUACUUAACGAUGGCCAGGGCGGAAGUGAUCAUCCAUCACAAAAGGCUGUCAUUGAAGGAGUUCGAAAGAGGUUUUUAGAGAAGGUUGUGGUAGAACAUGAAGACGAUGAUGAGGAUGGAUACUCUAGUGACUAGAAGGGUUUCAUGCAAUGCUUAAUGCUUUAUGGUGACUUGUCAUUUGUUCUAAUCUGGUUUGUUCAUUAUUAGGACAUCCCUGGUAACCCUCUUCAAAUGUAAAUCACUGAUCGCAUGUUUCCAUAAAUGCUUUCAUUCAUGUAAUCACGUGUGGUGGGUUCAGCUUCUAUUUGCCAAUACAUCAGAUGCACAUCUGGUAAAUUCUAUCACA
This is a messenger RNA of Nelumbo nucifera (sacred lotus), 1333 nucleotides long. The record is from RefSeq and is a predicted model, not a curated record. NCBI's taxonomy places the organism in Eukaryota, Viridiplantae, Streptophyta, Magnoliopsida, Proteales, Nelumbonaceae.